AUGCGUGGAAAGCUUUUAUCGGAACGGACUCGCCUGUCCGGUACAGCGAGUGAUUUGUUAAAUUCCAUGGCGCCUCGCCUAGCUGAGCGUUUCUCUCCAUUUGUUAGCGUGUUUAUACCGCCACUUUUACAGCUGUGCGGUCGAACAAACAAAGUGGCCUUACGUCGUGCGGAAAAGAGCUUGCACUUGAUCUGCCGACACUGCCGGCUACCAAAUGUGGUGCCAUAUUUGAUUCAAUCACUGAUGGACAAGUCUGGCAGCACACGCGCUUCCGCUGCAGAAUGUUUGGUCGUUUUACUAGAGUCGUGCGAUCCUGAGCGACUUCAGAGACGUGUUAAGGACGUGGAGCACGCGAUUCAACUCCUUGCAACCGACGCAAAUCCUCAGGCGCGUGCAUUGUGCCGCCAAAUCUACGGUCUUUAUGCAGGCAUGUGGCCAGCUCGAUGCGCUUCAUUUUUUCCAACGUUGUCUCCCACUGCUCGACGCUAUUUGGCCGCCGUGCAGCCUGUUGAGAGACUUUAUACGCAUGACGACGUCCAGCACCAGGAAGAUACCCCAUCACCCAUUGCUACUCACCCUAUGAUCACACGCGUAUCGCGAAUAGAGCCUCGGCAAAAGACCAGAUCACCGACGCUCGUGUCCAAGACACAAAGCACAUCUAACACUCUACAAUCCUUGACUAUACCACGCACGCCCCCCACGCCACUAGCGUCAAGCGCAGAUCCAUUUGAACGCACGGGCGUCCCACCCGUGCCACCGCGCGGCUCAAAUCCUAGUGAUGGCGUUGCUUACCGAUUGGCUCUCGCACGCGAGCAGGCAAAGCUUCGUGCGACGCAGCGUCUUGGUGCCACAUCUACAGACACCCCUGGCACACGUCUGGCAUCGCGGGCCUUGGCGCGCUCAUCUGCUUCAAUUGGAAGUGCACGCCGUGUUGUUGUCGGACGAAGCGAGCCCACAACACCAACGACACCGCAACCUUACACCGUGGAUAAGAAAAACACUAGUCCUUUCACUGCAAGUUCGCAAUUCACACCAAAGCGGCGUCCAUUCUCGGUGGUGAAUCAGGAUCGAUCGCCACAAGCUCGUAUGGGGCUGCGCACGACGCACGCAAACAUAGAUGAAUAG
This is a messenger RNA of Malassezia globosa CBS 7966, 1125 nucleotides long. RefSeq lists its product as uncharacterized. Gene Ontology annotation, cellular component: mitotic spindle midzone; microtubule organizing center; cytoplasmic microtubule. NCBI's taxonomy places the organism in Eukaryota, Fungi, Basidiomycota, Malasseziomycetes, Malasseziales, Malasseziaceae. Gene Ontology annotation, molecular function: microtubule binding. The record is from RefSeq and is a predicted model, not a curated record. Gene Ontology annotation, biological process: mitotic spindle assembly. The coding region runs from base 1 to 1125 and encodes 374 amino acids. The transcript has a single exon.